UGGAAGGUUUGAAAUAUGGGUUUUGCAAAAAAGACACUAAAUACAAAUGCUAAAUGCAUAAAUUGUCAAUUGCCGGCUUGCAACUUGUGUACGGUAUUUGAAGAAAAUGAGGACGUUAGUGGUUUGAUAUUAGAUUUAUCGGUUGGUUAUUGCAUGGAGUGCCAGUUGAAGACGGAGCAUGGAAAGCGCGAAGAUACAAAUCUCAUGGAUGAUACUGAAAGAUCAUCCGAGAAUUUUGAUUAUGAAGUCCAAUUAACAUCUUCACCGUCACAAGAAGCUAUCAAUAGUGAAUUACAAGGGUAUGACUCUGAUGCUACGUCUAAAUCGAAAUGUAGAAGAAAGAAGUCGUUAAAAAGCAGGCAGGAAAGCCUUGAGAUCAGACGCCACAUUAUCACUUCUAGUGAGUACUACAAGAAGAAAUUGAUUGUUACUAACACUAAAAAUCAGAAGAAUAGCCAAAUUUAUGUAAGCAUUCUGACUGAACUGAAGAGCAGAUGUGACAAAAGAAGAGAACAGAUUUUACUAUUGUGCAAAUGAGAAACAAGUUGAAAAAAUACAUAAGUUAAUGAAAGCAUGCAGCAGUGACCAUAAAGACAGCAACUGGCAUCAAAAGAUUUCAACAAGAUAAAGGAUAUGGUUCCUGGUUCAAGCAUCUCUUUGCUUUGGUACAGACUAGAGACUCAUACCAGACAGAGAUGGCUGUUGAGCCCUCCAGCAGUAGCAGCAUGGAGACUUCCGGAGCUGUGCGAAUUUUCGAGAGGUCUUUGGUUUCUAGAGGGCUGAAAUACAAAGAUAUGCUUGGGAUGGGGAUUCUUCAACAUAUAACACCAUUGUUGAAAGAAAGCUAUAUGGAGAAGAAUGCAUUCCAAAAAAGUUGGAGUGUAUUGGUCACAUUCAAAAGAGGGUUGGGAGUCGUCUUCGUAAGUUGAAGAAUACAAUGAAAGGGGUAAAGCUUGCUGACGGGAAAGGAUUGAGUGGAAAAAGAAGGCUUACAGAUGGAAAGAUUGAUAUUCUUCAAAACUAUUAUAGUUUAUCUGUCAGAGGAAAUAUUCAUGAUGUUAGGGAAAUGGCAAAAACAAUAAAAGCGUCAACUGAUACUAAUCCUUUGCAUCAUUUUUGUCCUGAUGGUGAAGACAGUUGGUGUGGCUAUAAGAGGGAAAAGGACAACUACAAGCGGAGGAUUGGCAUUCCUGAAUGUAAAGGUAAGCUCAUUGAGCCCAUAUUUGAAGAAUUGAGCAAUGUUACUUUGUUGAACAAAUGUACUCAUGGCUUAACUCAAAAUGUUAAUGAAUUUCUAAAUAAAAUGAUAUGGGAACAAUGUUCGAAGACCACAUAUGUUGAACAAGAGACUGUUGCUCAUGCAACAUACUUGGCUAUUCUUAAAUUUAAUGAUGGGGACAUAAAUUUGUUAAAGAUAUUAAGUGAACUGGACAUAACUCCUGGAAUGUCAAUUACAUUACUCCUGUAAUUUACAAGUAAAGGGGCUGAAGAAUGUGAUCAUCAUCAGAUAAAGUUGUCGGCAAAGAAGAGUUCAGAGAAGGUGAAAAAGCAAA
Molecule: messenger RNA, 1553 nt
Organism: Xenia sp. Carnegie-2017
Lineage: Eukaryota; Metazoa; Cnidaria; Anthozoa; Malacalcyonacea; Xeniidae
Exons: 2
Coding region: 16-537 (173 amino acids)
Source: RefSeq, a predicted model, not a curated record